AUGGAGUUCGAUCUGCUUUGUUUUGAUAAUGGUUCUGUUCUCAUUAUCUUUGAUGAGGCUGAGCUUGCCACUGCAAGUGUGUUUGAGGCGAUUGAAGAAGAAGAUCAAGUGAUUGAGAAUAACGAAGGGCUUUCUCCAGCUUUGUUAAGUAGCUGCAGUGAUCGUGCAAGGGAUCUUCAUGCUUCUCCUUCAGUGGGUGCAUAUGGAGAAGCUGACGUNCUUUACAGGGCAAUGCCAGAAAUGGAUCUGACUCCAGACACGGUCACGUAUUCAACAUUGAUUGAGAGGUGUUGCAAAACAGAUCGAAACAUCAGGCUGAGUACUUUGAGGAAAAACGUAAUCUGGUAA
Arabis nemorensis is the source of this 348-nucleotide messenger RNA. The record is from the annotation of a GenBank genome assembly. Lineage: Eukaryota; Viridiplantae; Streptophyta; Magnoliopsida; Brassicales; Brassicaceae.